Molecule: messenger RNA, 899 nt
Organism: Elaeis guineensis (African oil palm)
Lineage: Eukaryota; Viridiplantae; Streptophyta; Magnoliopsida; Arecales; Arecaceae
Source: RefSeq, a predicted model, not a curated record
UCCUUCUAUUGCUUCGCAUUCUUUUCCAGGGCUUGGACUUUGUGAUCGCAGAGGCUAAGAAGAAUGGAGUGUAUCUAAUACUGAGUUUGGUGAAUAACUACGCAGACUUUGGUGGGAGGAAGCAGUAUGUUCAGUGGGCAAAGGACAAGGGACAGUCCUUGAGUUCUGAUGAUGCCUUUUAUUCUAACGAUAUCGCUAAGGGAUUCUACAAAGAUCAUGUGAAGACGGUUCUAACGAGAGUGAACACGAUCACGAAAGUAGCGUACAAGGAUGAUCCCACCAUCUUUGCAUGGGAACUCAUCAAUGAACCACGAUGCCAAAGUGACCUCUCUGGCAAAACACUCCAGGCUUGGGUCACAGAGAUGGCUGCUUAUGUUAAAUCCAUUGAUAGCAACCACAUCCUUGAAGUUGGGUUGGAAGGUUUCUAUGGGGAAUCUAGGCCUGAAAGGAAGCAAUUCAACCCUGGCUAUGAGAUUGGUACUGAUUUCAUCGCUAAUAAUAUGGUCCCUGAAAUUGACUUUGCUACCAUCCAUGCCUACCCUGAUCAAUGGAUUUCAGGUUCAAAUGAGGCCCAAAAUGCAUUCCUCAAGAGUUGGGUUCAAUCACAUACUGAUGAUGCUGGUGCAUUCCUCAAAAAGCCACUUAUGAUCACAGAAUUUGGCAAGUCCUCGAAGACUUCAGGGUACACCGUAGGCGAAAGGGACACCUUGUUCUCGGAUAUGUAUAGCGAGAUCUAUGGCUCAGCCAGAGCUGGGGGCCCGUGUGCAGGUGGGCUCUUCUGGCAGGUGUUGGCCCCAGGGAUGGAUAACUUUGGAGAUGGCUAUGAGAUCAUAUUUUCACAAUGCCCCUCGACGACAAGUAUCAUUGCCCAGCAGUCCCACAGGAUAUCGAGCCUUUAA